Messenger RNA from Erpetoichthys calabaricus (reedfish), 2026 nucleotides. RefSeq names its product WD repeat domain 45B (gene wdr45b). Gene Ontology annotation, molecular function: phosphatidylinositol-3-phosphate binding; phosphatidylinositol-3,5-bisphosphate binding; protein binding. Gene Ontology annotation, cellular component: extrinsic component of membrane; cytosol; phagophore assembly site membrane. Gene Ontology annotation, biological process: nucleophagy; protein lipidation; autophagy of mitochondrion. Lineage: Eukaryota; Metazoa; Chordata; Cladistia; Polypteriformes; Polypteridae. The record is from RefSeq and is a predicted model, not a curated record. The transcript is spliced from 10 exons. The coding region runs from base 139 to 1173 and encodes 344 amino acids.
CACUGCCGCCUAGUAGUCGCUGAGGAGGAGGAGGCGGCCAGCUUCGCCCGCGAGUGACAGACGAGAGAGGGCGGUGGGAUGUCUCCGCUCGGCUGAGGCUCAAGCUGCUGGGAAUACGAGGGGGCAAAGGACCACACUAUGAACCUCCUGCCUUCCAAUCCUCACGGAAAUGGCUUGUUGUACGCCGGCUUCAACCAGGACCAUGGCUGCUUUGCAUGUGGGAUGGAGAAUGGCUUUCGGGUCUACAAUACAGAUCCACUCAAAGAGAAGGAAAAGCAAGAGUUCCUCGAGGGAGGUGUUGGCCAUGUUGAAAUGCUCUUCCGAUGUAAUUAUUUAGCAUUGGUUGGUGGUGGAAAGAAGCCAAAAUAUCCCCCCAAUAAAGUGAUGAUCUGGGAUGAUUUGAAAAAAAAGACGGUCAUUGAAAUUGAAUUUUCAACAGAAGUGAAGGCUGUCAAGUUACGGAGAGACCGGAUUGUGGUAGUCCUAGACUCCAUGAUAAAGGUGUUCACGUUUACCCACAACCCUCAUCAGCUUCAUGUGUUUGAGACCUGCUACAACCCCAAAGGUCUUUGUGUUUUGUGUCCAAACAGCAACAACUCCUUGCUGGCCUUCCCUGGCACUCACACCGGCCACGUGCAAAUAGUAGACCUGGCAAACACAGAAAAGCCCCCUGUAGACAUACCGGCACACGAAGGAGCCCUCAGCUGCAUCGCCUUGAAUCUGCAAGGCACACGCAUUGCCACGGCGUCGGAGAAAGGGACCUUGAUAAGGAUAUUUGACACUACGGCUGGACAUCUGAUCCAGGAGCUGAGGAGAGGUUCGCAGGCGGCAAAUAUUUACUGUAUAAAUUUCAACCAAGACGCGUCGCUCAUCUGUGUCUCCAGUGACCACGGUACCGUCCAUAUUUUUGCAGCUGAGGACCCAAAAAGGAACAAACAGUCGAGCUUGGCCUCAGCAAGUUUCCUUCCAAAAUAUUUCAGCUCCAAGUGGAGUUUCUCCAAGUUCCAGGUGCCGUCUGGAUCGCCAUGUGUUUGUGCCUUUGGGACAGAGCCAAAUGCAGUCAUUGCAAUCUGUGCAGAUGGAAGUUACUACAAAUUCUUGUUUAACCAAAAAGGAGAAUGUUCAAGGGACGUAUAUGCACAGUUUUUGGAAAUGACGGAUGAUAAAAUCUGACUGUUUUGAUUCUGAAGGACUCGACUUUUCAACUUUCACAUCCGGCAUUGCAGUGCAGGACCUCAGCAGAUAGACUCAUGAUUGGACUGUUGCUGGAGGGGCCCGCUUCCUGCAUGGUGUAACUUCUGUAGCCUGUCAUUGGGGUUUGGGAGAUGGCUCUGGCCAUUUUUAUAUACAAGUGCAGUUUCUCUGCCAAUGUGGACAGCUGGGGUUUUUUGGGGGUGGAGGGACAAUGGGGUUCAUAUCCAGGUGAAUUUUUAUUGCACCUGAAGUGAACAAAGCAGAGAGUCUGCCCAUCCUUCACACUAAUGAGCUCCACAGCGGACUGCUGUCGUGAACGAGCUUCUCGCAUAGAACAUUCCCAUCCUAACGUCACCUAGUAGCAGGCAUCAAAGAGGCUGUGCUGUCUUCUCGUCUCACUGUGCGUGUGAUCAACCUCGUCAACUACAAUACUUAGUGCUGCACUUGACACGUGUAUCUGUCAGCAAAGCUUGUGUUUAGAGGCAGUCACCCGCACCCCCUCCCAUACCAGCUGCAAGGUGGCAUCCAGUAGGAAUUCCCAUCUAAUUUUGUCGCUCAGUGUACCCCCUGGAUGGACAGAAGGAGGUCAUCUACAAAAUGGCGUGGAGUGCAAGGCCAGCUGCUUUACUCUUUCACUUCUUCGGCAUCAGGACUGCAGACUGGUCCUGCAACUUGUGGUGUCAGAAAACACGAAAGGUAAGCGAUGUGAUCACCACUAGUGGGAUUUGACUCAACUCUACUCUCUGGCUCGCCUCUAAAUGUCAGUAACUGCUUUCAUACUCUUUUUGUACUAACGCCAGUCACAACAAAUAAACAUUUCAUUUAAAACCAA